Molecule: messenger RNA, 1836 nt
Organism: Grammomys surdaster
Lineage: Eukaryota; Metazoa; Chordata; Mammalia; Rodentia; Muridae
Gene: Pstpip1
Product: proline-serine-threonine phosphatase interacting protein 1
Exons: 15
Coding region: 411-1661 (416 amino acids)
Biological process (GO): actin filament polymerization
Cellular component (GO): cytoplasm; plasma membrane; actin filament
Molecular function (GO): actin filament binding
Source: RefSeq, a predicted model, not a curated record
GGGAGGUUGCACAAAUCUUCCUGUGCAGGCCCCAGGCUGCCUGCCUGCCUGGCCUGUGCACAUCCUGCCUCUUUCCCAGCCUUUGCCUGCCACCUGGGCUGCCUGCCCUGGGCCUCAGUCUGCGGCCUCCUCCAUCACUGGGGCUGGCGAGAGCCUAGGCUGGAAAUCGUGGCCCACCCUUCCAUCACUGGGCAGGGCUCCUUCCUCAUUUCGCUGCUGAUUCUAGCCCCAAACAAAACAGGUUGAGCCUUUUCCCUCCCUCCGGCAGUUGCCUCAGACGGCGCCGGCUGGAAGUGGGAGGGAGGGCCCGGGCUAGCCGGCUAGGACUGGGACGCGCUUCUGGCUCCUGGCCCACGUUCAGCCCUGCUUGAAGCAGGAGUGCUAGCAUUUGACACAACAGACACCGGAGGAUGACGGCCCAGUUGCAGUUCCGAGAUGCCUUCUGGUGCAGGGACUUCACGGCCCACACAGGGUAUGAGGUACUACUGCAGAGGCUGCUGGAUGGCAGGAAGAUGUGCAAGGACGUGGAGGAGCUGCUCAGACAGAGGGCCCAGGCGGAGGAGAGGUACGGGAAGGAGCUGGUGCAGAUUGCUCGCAAGGCCGGUGGCCAGACAGAGAUGAAUUCCCUGAGGACCUCCUUUGACUCCCUGAAGCAGCAAACAGAGAAUGUGGGCAGUGCACACAUCCAGCUGGCCCUGGCCCUGCGUGAGGAGCUUCGGAGCCUGGAGGAGUUCCGAGAGAGGCAGAAAGAACAGCGGAAGAAGUAUGAGGCCGUCAUGGACCGUGUCCAGAAGAGCAAGCUGUCACUCUACAAGAAGACCAUGGAGUCCAAGAAGGCAUACGACCAGAAGUGCAGGGACGCAGACGACGCCGACCAGGCCUUCGAGCGUGUGAGCGCCAAUGGCCACCAGAAGCAAGUGGAAAAGAGCCAGAACAAAGCCAAGCAGUGCAAGGAGUCAGCCGCAGAGGCAGAACGAGUGUACAAGCAAAAUGUCGAACAACUGGAGAGAGCGAGGGUCGAGUGGGAGCAGGAACACCGGACCACCUGUGAGGCCUUCCAGUUGCAGGAGUUUGACCGGCUAACCAUCCUCCGCAAUGCCCUGUGGGUACACUGCAACCAACUUUCCAUGCAGUGUGUCAAGGAUGAUGAGCUCUAUGAGGAAGUCCGGCUGACACUUGAGGGCUGUGAUGUGGAAGGUGACAUCAAUGGCUUUAUCCAGUCUAAGAGCACUGGCAGAGAGCCCCCAGCUCCAGUGCCUUAUCAGAACUACUAUGACCGGGAGGUCACCCCACUGACUGGCAGCCCUAGCGUCCAGCCCUCCUGCGGUGUGAUAAAGAGGUUCUCUGGGCUGCUACAUGGAAGUCCCAAGACCACACCUUCUCAAGCUCCUGCUGCUUCCACAGAGACUCUGGCUCCCACCCCUGAGCGGAACGAGUUGGUCUACGCAUCCAUUGAAGUGCAGGCACCACAGGGGAAUCUUAACUCAUCAACCCAGGACUACCGGGCGCUCUACAACUACACCGCACAGAAUUCUGAUGAGCUGGACAUUUCUGCGGGAGACAUUCUGGCGGUCAUCCUGGAAGGAGAGGAUGGCUGGUGGACUGUGGAGAGAAACGGACAGCGUGGCUUUGUCCCUGGGUCGUACUUGGAGAAGCUCUGAGGAAGGACCAGCAGUCAACACAUACCUUUGCCCUAACUGUGAGGUCAGGACCGUUCCCAUCACUGCCCAAGCCUCACGGGGCCAGGACCAAGCUUGGCUGCGCUGGGUAUAGACUGGGUACUGGCUACUCUCAAUGAAUUUCUCCCAGAAGGAAUAAAGGGGCACAUUCUCCCUU